This is a messenger RNA of Microthlaspi erraticum, 1668 nucleotides long. The record is from the annotation of a GenBank genome assembly. Lineage: Eukaryota; Viridiplantae; Streptophyta; Magnoliopsida; Brassicales; Brassicaceae.
AUGGCGCCACAAGAAGUGACGAUCACUAAUCAGAAACAGAGCAGUGACAACAUUUUCCGAUCAAAACUGCCGGACAUUUACAUCCCUAACCACCUCCUUCUCCACGACUACAUCUUCCAGAAUAUAUCUGAAUUCGCCGAUAGACCGUGCUUGGUCAACGGUCCCACCGGCCAUGUAUACUCCUACGCCGACGUCCACGCAAAGUCCCGCAAACUCGCCGCCAGUCUUCGCAAGCUCGGUGUGAACCAGCACGACGUCGUAAUGCUCCUCCUUCCGAAUUCACCGGAAGUCGUCCUCACUUUCUUCGCCGCCUCCUUCCUCGGCGCCGCAACAACCACCGCGAACCCUCUCUUCACUCAACCGGAGAUCGCUAACCAGGCCAAAGCCUCCGCCGCGAAAGUCAUCGUCACCCAUUCUCAAUACGCCGAUAAAGUCAAAAACCUCCAAAACGACGGCGUCUUGAUCAUCUGCACCGACGACGAUUCCUCCGACAUCCCCAAAGGCUGCCUCCGCUUCUCCGCGUUGACUCAGUACUCCGAUCACGAUCCCAAAGCCGACUCGGUGACGGUUAUAUCUCCAAACGACGUCGUGGCGCUCCCUUACUCCUCAGGCACAACAGGUCUCCCAAAAGGAGUGGUGCUAACACACAAAGGUCUCGUCACAAGCGUGGCGCAGCAAGUCGACGGCGAGAAUCCGAACAUGUACGUCCACGGUGAAGACGUGAUCCUCUGCGUCUUACCAAUGUUCCAUGUCUACGCCCUAAACUCAACCGUGCUCCCUAGUCUCAGAGUCGGUGCCACCGUUUUGAUCAUGCCUAAAUUCGAGAUCGGUCUCUUGCUAGAGCAGAUCCAGAGGUAUAAAGUCACGGUGGCUAUGGUCGUGCCACCGAUCGUCUUAGCCGUAGUGAAGUCGCCGGAGACGGAUAAGUACGACCUGAGCUCGGUUAGGAUCAUAAUGUCAGGUGCGGCUCCUUUAGGUCAAGAGCUUGAAGAUGCCGUCAGUGCCAAGUUUCCUAACGCCAGGCUUGGUCAGACCUAUGGGAUGACAGAGGCAGGUCCGGUGAUAGCACUGUCGUUAGGGUUUGCGAAAGAGCCGUUUCCGGUGAAAUCAGGAGCCUGUGGUACGGUCGUGAGGAACGCUGAGAUGAAGAUCGUUGAUCCAGAUACCGGAUGUUCCCUUCCUAGACAUUCUUCCGGCGAGAUCUGCAUCCGCGGACAAGUCAUGAAAGGUUACCUAAAUGAUCCGGCGGCCACCGCCGCGACCAUCGACAAAGACGGUUGGCUUCACACUGGAGACAUUGGAUACGUGGACGAAGAAGACGAGCUUUUCAUCGUUGAUCGUUUAAAAGAACUCAUUAAGUACAAAGGAUUCCAGGUGGCUCCGGCGGAGCUAGAGUCUCUCCUCAUUGCUCACUCCGACGUCAACGAUGUCGCGGUCGUCGCAAUGAAAGAAGAAGAUGCUGGUGAGGUUCCUGUUGCGUUUGUGGUGAGAUCGAAAGAUUCGAAUAUAUCAGAAAUUGAAAUCAAGCAAUUCGUGUCAGAAAAAGUAGUGUGUUACAAGAGAAUCAACAAAGUGUUCUUCACUGACUCCAUUCCUAAAGCUCCAUCGGGGAAGAUAUUGAGGAGAGAUCUACGAGCAAGACUAGCUAACGGAUUGAUGAUGAACUAA